AUGUCUCAUGUGAAAAUUCGAGGCUCUCCUGUGCAGAAUAUGAGAAGGGCAGCUGUUACUACUGUGCAUAAAUCCUGGAAGAAGAAAAAGACUGCCACUGAAAUCAGCCAUCAGUCUUUAAGCGGAAAUGAAAGUGAUGAAGAAAGAACUACAGAAUAUCCAGCUCUUGAAGUUGCCAAUGGGUUUAGAACACAUACUGGAAGUGGCUUAGAUUCCGACAGCAGCUCUGAGUUAUAUAGAGAAUCAACUUUAUAUUCCAAUGGGAAAAUGACUCCUCUAGGAAAACCUUCUCUCUCACAUCUGCCCCUGCUUGGAGCUAUGAAUGGUGAUUAUGCCAGUCGCGAAAGCCUCUUGAUGUCGUUUGAUAGUUCCGUAGAGCUGAAGCCUCUCCAGUUAGUAUGGGCUAAAUGUCGUGGAUACCCUUCCUACCCUGCCUUGAUCAUUGAUCCAGAUAUGCCAAGGGAGGGUUUACUGCACAAUGGCAUACCUAUUCCUGUUCCACCUUUGGAAGUUCUUAAGCUUGGAGAGCAGCGACUACUUGAGAGUGUUGGACAACAACUUUUCCUAGUUUUGUUUUUUGACAACAAAAGAACGUGGCAAUGGCUUCCCAGUGACAAGCUUUUACCUUUGGGAGUUGAUGAUACCGUUGACAAGCUGAAAAUGCUGGAAGGUCGAAAGCCAAGUAUCCGCAAGUCUGUACAGGUGGCUUAUGAUCGAGCUAUGACUCAUUUGAAUCGUGUUGGGGGUAGCCACCCAUUUAUUACUACAAACUACCUAUACUAA
Molecule: messenger RNA, 783 nt
Organism: Staurois parvus
Lineage: Eukaryota; Metazoa; Chordata; Amphibia; Anura; Ranidae
Source: the annotation of a GenBank genome assembly